Messenger RNA from Xyrichtys novacula (pearly razorfish), 7155 nucleotides. NCBI's taxonomy places the organism in Eukaryota, Metazoa, Chordata, Actinopteri, Labriformes, Labridae. The record is from the annotation of a GenBank genome assembly.
CUACGUGCGUGCGUGAGGGGGAGAGAGAGAGAGAGAUGGAUUGAGAGAGAGAGAAAGAGGGAGCGGGCGUCCAGCCACAGAGGGAGAGAGCAAGAGAGACAGGGGGGAGUAAGCAACUUUGUUACCAGGCAUAGCUGUGUCUCCUCCGGCACAGCGUGGCUCAAAGAGAAGCAUUUGGCAGUUAUGGUUGAUCAGCGGUUCUUGCAUCCUCUCCGGUGCGUUAGAGAAGUACUAUGAGAGCGCGCUCGCGUUAAAUAGAUCCUGUUUCCUCUUUGGCUUUCACGGAUUAAAAAAUGAAAGACGCUCCGAAACACCUAACGAGCCUACAUCUUCAUCGAUGUGCGUGAGGUAUGUGUUCGUACCAGGAGUUGGAAAUUAUGCAGGCUGUCUCUCCUGUCAGACAAGGCGUGCACUGAUGCACAAUCCUCAGCUAACAUAGUGUUAAUUUACAUAUCUUUCUAUUCAAACCAGUGUCUAAUUGCAUUUUUCAUGUCUUAACAAGGAAACGCGAUAUGGCUUCCUUUCCCCUUCCAGCAGAUUUAGAGUAUUGUUUUGUGCUCAUGUCUCGCUUUGACCUUGCUUUUUGUUAUUUUCAUAGCUUGAAGGAGUUGCUUUCUGCCCUGCUUUGUUUGAGCCAUUUUCUAUCAGCAGCCAACAAAGCCAGAAGUUACCUCUGGGUAACAGCAAAUGAAGCUUUGACUCAUGCAGGCAGCAGCCUGCUCUGUGUGUGAGUGUGAGUGAGUGUGUUUGUGUGGAACUUGCUUUCACUGCUUACUGUUUGACAUCACCAUGUGUGUGUCUUUUAUUUCUAGAUGACAUUGAGGAUUUCUUAGCCGGACUGUGAGCUUGGCCAUCAUUGUUGCAGGAAAAUGCAUCUUUGGAUUUCAUAUGUCUUGCUAAGUGCAACGUCAGUGUGCACUGUGGAGAUGUUUGGCAGCUAUGGAGAGAUUUGUCAAAGACUAUGUGCCUGUGAGGAGAGAGAGGGGAUACUGACAGUGAGCUGUGAAAACAGAGGCAUUCAAAGUCUCUCAGACAUAAGCCCAGUGUACUUCCCCCAGUAUCAUCUGCUGCUUACAGGGAACAGGCUGAAAAAGCUGUCUGCCAAUGAUUUUGUCGACUACAAAGGACUUACAAUACUACAUCUUGGAAAUAACGACAUAUCUGAGGUUGAGGCAGGAGCUUUUAAUGGACUUCAGGGAUUAAAACGAUUACAUCUCAACAAUAACAAAAUCGAUGCCUUGAAGGAAGAGUUUUUCUCUGGCCUUGAAAGUCUGGAGUACCUCCAAAUUGAUUAUAACUCUAUCACACAUGUGGCACCCAACGCCUUCAGCAGACUUCGACAACUGGAGGUCUUGAUCCUAAAUGACAACUUAAUAUCGACUCUGCCUGUGAACAUUUUCCAGUAUGUGCCAUUGACUCAUUUAGACUUGCGGGGUAAUCAACUCAAAGUGCUGCCAUACUUGGGUCUACUGGAGCACAUGAACAGCGUAGUGGAGCUGCAGCUCGAGGAGAACCCGUGGAACUGCUCCUGUGAGCUGAUUGCUCUAAAAACCUGGCUGGAGAGCAUUUCUUACACAGCUUUAGUUGGAGAUGUUGUUUGCGAGUUCCCUUUCCGGCUUCAUGGGAGAGAUCUUGAUGAGGUUUCAAAACAGGAGUUAUGCCCGAGGAGAGCUAUUGCUGAAUAUGAAAUGCCACCACUGCCACAUUUGAGCACCGAUGCAUACCAUAGGACUCCGCCAUCUUUAGUCACGGCUUCCUUAACCUCAUCCGGGAUUGCACGGUCCUCAUCAAGACCCACCAAGGGACCACGCCAGUCAGGAAAAUUAAAAUCAAGACCUACAGCUCGCAGCCCAUCAAAUAAACCGCAAAAUUAUGGUCAGAUCAUUUCGUAUCAAACCAAAUCCCCUGUGCCUUUAGAUUGCCCAACUGCCUGUACCUGCAAUCUUCAAAUCUCAGACCUUGGGUUGAAUGUGAACUGCCAGGAGCGAAAGAUCGAGCAUAUCUCUGACUUAGAGCCCAAACCUUACAAUCCCAAAAAGAUGUACCUAACAGGGAAUUAUAUCCCAGUGGUGCGUCGGUCAGAUUUCAAUGAGGCAACUGGAUUAGACUUGCUCCAUCUUGGUAAUAAUCGCAUUGCACGCAUACAUGAUAGGGCGUUUGGUGAUUUGACACAUCUAAGACGACUGUACCUCAAUGGGAAUCUGAUUGACCGUCUAACAGUUGAUAUGUUUUACGGUUUGGAGAGCUUGCAGUUCCUAUAUUUAGAAUACAACGUCAUUAAAGAGGUUGUCGCUGACACUUUUCAGAACGUGCCCAGACUUCAGCUUCUUUUCCUGAACAACAACCUCCUGAAAACUCUGCCAGUAGGAACAUUUAGCGGCCUGACAUUAGCCAGACUGAAUCUUCGCAACAACCAUCUGAGAUAUCUGCCGGUUAGUGGCGUCUUAGAUCAGCUUACAGCGCUUGUGCAGGUCGAUUUGUUCGAGAAUCCCUGGGAUUGCUCUUGCAGCAUACUAGAGUUAAAGAUGUGGCUUGAGCAGCUUAGCACGGGCACAGUUGUAAACAAUGUCAUCUGCGGCUCCCCUAAGAAGCUCGCUGGGGAGGAUAUGAGAUACAUCAAGACGGCUAAUUUCUGCCCUAAUAACUCUGAUGUACUUGCUUCUAUGAUCCCACCCUCAGAAGAAUCUUUUCCUGGCAGCACUAUCACCAUAGAAACAUCCUUGGACUCGGACACACAAUUCAGUGCGAUCCCUUUGUCUGUGAUGAUUCUUGCCCUUCUCCUCAUGUUCAUUGUGUCCGUGUUUGUGGCUGCAGGAAUGUUCGUGGCAAUGAAAAAGAGACGCCAAAAGAGUCAAAACAAGCAGAAUAACUCGAUGAAUGCUUGCAUCAGCUCCCUUAACAUGGAGUAUGGUCUGUACAAAAAAGGAGCCAUUCCCAAAGUCAGGACAUCUGCGGGGCAUGUAUAUGAGUACAUCCCACCUCCCACCGAGUCCACAUGUAGAACUACUGCCCACACCCCUACAAGCAGCAAGUCAGUGGACGGACUCAGAGACUUUGACGAGUUGAGUGGUCCUUUUCUGGGGAACUCGGAUGAAGAGGCAGCCAGUAAUGUGAUAAGCUCAGAAUACAGUGCUGCGACUCCAGAGCCUCUUAAUAAGCCCUCUACCCCCCACCAAGAUGAUCUGUGUUACUACAGAGAUGUACUAGAGCCUGACAAGCACACACGCUACAGCAAUACAUUACCAUGCAAGCAUUCAGCACACACGUCAAAUCAGUAUACCUCAGACUUUGAUACGAGGCAUCAGUAUGUGCCCCCAGACAGAGUGCAACAGACAAUACUCUACUGUACAGCACCAAGUACUGUAUAUGUGGAGCCCAACCGGAGCGAAUACUGGGAACUGAAAGCAAAGCUUCAUAUUGAUCCGGAUUAUCUUGAGGUUCUUGAAAAACGGACAACUUUUACACAGUUUUGAAAGACUCAGCCCCGGGACAGUCCGCAUGGAUGCACUGAUGCAAAGUGUCCAUAUUAGUCAGGAAACAGACCAUGCUUACACAGACACUGAAAGCUACUGUAUGCAUUUCUCAGAAUCAUGCCAUAUGGGGUUAAAAUAUUAAAAGGGAACACUACUCAUCGGGGAAUCACUUAACCUUUGAUCCCUGUGGUGUUACACAGUGUGUUUUAAAUCUGUAAAUAUGAGCGAGCAACCGGAGAUUCAGGGCUCUUAUGACUCACCCCGCCAUAAAACACGCCCUGAAGCUGCUUCAUUGACAAUAAUGUGAGACAGAGCAUUCACCUUCGAUUAUCCACAGUUCAUGAGUGUUAAUGAAGCCAGCAUAUCUGUUCUAUUCCCAAAAUAAAUCAGGUUUUUGUUACAGUUGAACUUACACUUCCCAGUUCUGUCAUUUUAGAUUUAUUCAAACUGGAACUCAUACAUGAGACUAAAUUGAAUUAAUUCCGCAAGUUGGACCUGGGUGGAGGUGUAAAAAAAAAUGAAAGUCAUGUGACCCACACAUCUGUUUCUGAGAUGUGCUGUAGUGAAAAAUGACAGAUUUAGUGGGGUAGUUUAUCUCCCAGAAUGCACAGCUUGGGGAUGAUCAUUUGAAAUGCAUGAGGUCAUGAAAUAAAUUUAGAUGUAAUACCUUAAAUCACAGAUUAUGUGGCCAGUAAAUCUCUGCCCUCUUGUUGGCUGAUUUGGGAGAGAAUAAUUCAUGUAUCCCACAUCUUUACUGACCUAAUGCUCAAGCUGUAAUCUGUGCAAGUCAGCAGUGGUGGUGGUGAACCUGCAGAGCUUCCCCAACUCCCAAACCACUGCACUUGUGGAUUGUGGACACGUGUUGCACUUUUGUUGAGUUAAAUAUUUAUAUGUUUAAACUGUACUCAGAAAUGUGACUGAAAUACUAUUACCCCCACUGUGUUCAGAAGGAUUGUAACUGAAAACAGGGUCAGCUUUAACUGCAGGUCUAUGUCAAUUGUCACAAAUUGGGCAUUGAGUUAUGAACGUAUAUGUGUUGAAAGUUGUUGAAAUGUGAGUUUCUGUAAUAUUUUGCACCACAACCAAAGCUCUUGAGAAAAAAAAGUCAUAAAAAAUAUGCAAAAUUUGACCCUCUGAUGAAACACACGGAAGCACAAUCCUGUGCUUAUUUUGUACCUUUACAUCCUUUUAAUCAUAUGUUUUCAAUCACCUUUACUCAAGGUGCAUUUUCAACAAGCAGUCCAGUCCUGAAUGGUUUUGCAUGGUACACUUAUUUGCAUUUCCACUUUUAAAGUUUGGAUAGUUUCCCAAAUAACCAAUCUGGCCAGUCCUACUUUUUGACACCUUUUGGUCAGGGGUUAGAGUAGCCAUCUGACCCUUUAGGCUGGAACUAGGCCUACACAGCGGGGCUUCUUUUCGGGUAUUAUAACAAGCCAGGGUUUAGUCCAAGGCUAGUGACAUAAAUGCAGCUCAUGUAAAGCUGCUUCAGCCCUCAAAGCAUCUUUUUUUUCUGUAUGUUUUGGUGCUGCUCAUUGUAAAAUUAGGUUAGCCCUCUAGUCUAUAUUUUUACCCUGUUAGACAGACUUAAGUUAACAGAUGGGUUGAGAUGCUACUCACGCCAACAGACCAAUCGACAGCCAACACGCCUCUUGUGUGAGGUGCUAGGGUAAAACUGACUGUGUAAACUGAGCAACGUAUCUAAUUGUACUGAACCAAACCUGACUGCUUGUUGGAAAUGCACCAAUAUUGUCCCAGUUACAAUGCAUUUGAGUGGAUGUGCAAUAUAUCAAGAGUCUAUAUUAUAUCUCCAUGUACUCCUGUUUGACAUACAGCUGAAAUCUCUCCAUAUAGAACAUUUGAAAUCACUAUUUUUAUACAAGUAUGUCUUAUUUUCAGUUUUUCUUUAACAAAGAAAAUGCACUAUUGACUUCCACAGGUCAACAAUGAUGUCACUUUCUGAAAUGCACAAAACGGUAACACAGGCAUACAGCCAUAAAAAAGUAGGUUUGAUAACUGCAUACAUCAAAGUUACACAUGCUAUAGAGUCUUGCACUAUGCAUAGAUAAAGUGUACACAUGGACAAUCUCUAAAAAAAGCCAACAGUUCAUCCCCUUGAGCCACUCUUCAUAAUGCUCAUAUACACUUUAAUUAAUGAUGCGAUCAAAACCUAUACUGCUUAUUUGAGGUGUAAUAUGGCGAGGUACUUAUACCUAAUUUCAGAUCUGUUGUGUUUUUCUAAAAUUUUAUAUGUUGAAAAAUAUCAGGUGUUUGAAUGAGAAACAGGGAGGAAGAGUUGUUGUUGCAUAAGAGUGAAAAACUGUCUCAUUAGCUGGUUUUUUGUUUGUUUCAUCUGUUUGGCGUGGGUAUGAAAUGUAUGAAAUCUGACAACUUGUCUGCAAUUAGCAGUCUCACUUUUCUCUGUUAGUCUGGGGAGGUGGGGAAAUGCAACAAAGGUGUCAAAGGUCUUCAAGAGUUUUCAGUUAGAUGAAAAAGCACAACGAAUCAAUGCAGUAGCUGGAUGAAUAGAGUGGUCUUUAUGCAUAUAAAAAAAAGUCCUAUGCUCUGGAAUAAUCCCAGCAUAUCAUCCAGCCAUAAUGCCGUCUGAACAAUUUCUGGGUCAAUAGUGUAAGCCCAGAGAUCUGACUGUCCUUCAGAGUUUAACACACAGAGUAAAUUCACAUCAUACGCAGUAUUAUGCACUAAACCUGUCAUCUUAAGUCAGCUAAUUAGAGGAUAUGGUGCAUCUGGAUCCUGUCUGCAUGUCAUCAUGUAUUACACUGCAGUAUUAGUCAUUCUUUUUACCCAGAAUGCAGGCCUGGUUUGUUGUUUUCUACAUGUUCAGAGUCGUUUUGUGAUUAUUUUGUCACUUGACCUAUGACCGCUCUUUGGGAAGUCAACAAAACAAAUGAAAAGACACUAUGAAGCACUGGGUUUGCUUUGUUACAUGUCGAGUUUCCUUGUGUGAAAUCAGAAUAUUGCUGUGAAGUGAACUGGGGAAACACUCUUUAAGCAUGUACAAACAGACACAUCUAAAUGUUUUCCAAGUGAACAGUGGACAAAAAUAUGUAAAUUAUUCCAGUACUCGAUUUAAAACGCUGUUUCUGAACCUGUGGUAAAUUUUGUACAGCCAGUUCAACAAAUUAGAGAGUAUGAGUUUGCCCAGGGGGAGAAAAGACAACAGUUUUCACAUGUAUGUGUUAUGAUGAGUCUUUCUACCAAUUUUUCAAAGGUGGCUGUGUACUGGGGCAGUUUUUACUGUAAAUAACAGAAACAUUUGUAAAAUGUUGUCCUCUUUGAGCUUUUUGUAUUCAAUGACCAAAAAUGAACUUCUGUCACAUAUGAGAAUACAAAUACUGAUAAUCCAAAAAUAUGUGAAAUUGAAAUAUAGCUGUCCUGUGUGUAUGUGCAAAGAACAGGUCCAGUCAGUGUCUUAUUCUCAUGUUUGCUUUCUUUUGAUUUUCAUACUCUGAUUUGUAAAUAGAACACUUCAGUGUUUCAAUGCAAACCUGUAUCAGUUCUGAGAAGCAAAAACCUGGUCUCUUAUUACAAAAACACAGUGAAAUACUUGGUCUCUUCUGAUGAAAAACACAGUGCAACUUGGAAUAUGUGGGGUAAAUAUAUCAACAAUGUGCUGUUUCUUUAGUUGUUAGCUGAUGAAUAAAAGAUAUGCAUUCAUUUGGUA